AUGGAAUUUAUGAUUUUGUACGCUAUUGCCGCAGGCGGCAUUUUCUUGCUUCUAGUUCUGGUACGAAUUGCUCCGUCGUUCAAACCACUAGCAGAAGCUCUCUCCAGGUUGGUUGCGAAGCAUCUUGCCUAUCCGCAUCUCCUGGGUCGUCAUCAACUUAUAGGACCUUGGACUCGGCUGGCCGCUUUGCUUUCUCUUGCGUAUGGAGUUAUCAAUAUUUUCUUCGUGACAUUUCGCGCUUCAUCAACCAGCGAAAUUGGUCGGCGAGCUGGGACCUUGUCGCUUCUUAACAUGGCACUUCUCUACCCCUUCAUGCAGCUUGGUCUCUUUGCUGAUGUCAUUGGUCUUUCAUUCGACACCUGCCGCCGUGUCCACGGGGCAGCAGCAUGGAUGACGUCGGUGCUUCUCGCCUUACACAUCGUCGCAGCCAUACUUGACCAGCAGAAGUUCUCGCUCCACGAACAAAGCAACCUUUUUGCUGUUAUUGGGGCUGGGUCACUAGUGGCUUUAAUGCUGUUCUCGCUUUCAUUAUUCCGCCGUCUUUCGUUCAAGCUCUUUUUGCGUACACAUCAAGCGCUCGCUACAGUGUGCAUCUACAUGACCUGGCGACACCUUCCCUCUGAAUCAAUAUUCCCUCGAGUCUACCUUUAUGUUCCACUUGCCAUACUGCUCUUGUCAACUUUCCUGCACGUCCUACUAUUCCUCUAUCAAAACGGUAUCCUUCCCUCUCGGACUUAUCCUUAUGCAUCAGUCAUGUGCAGGAAGAAAAGCGAAAAUACUGAGGAAUCCGACGAAGACCCUGCUGAGGGUACGACAUUGAAGAUACGUGUGGUGCUUCCAAGGCCAAUGCACGUGAAGGCGGGCCAGUAUGUGAACCUCUGGAUGCCCUCCGUCAGUUUUUCUUCGUGGCUUCAAUGUCAUCCGUUCAUGGUAACGUCCUGGUCACCUGGAAAACAAGACGUUUUGGACCUGUUCAUGCAGACCCGUCAUGGCCUAACAGAGAAGCUACGAGCGCGCGCAGCUCUGGAGGGAACGGCAUCAUUUACGGCAUUUGUGAGCGGUCCGUAUGGCAGAAGUAAGCCAGUAGGUGAGUACGAGAGCGUACUAGCAGUUGCUAGUGACUUUGGUAUUGCUGGUGUCAUUCCAUACAUCAAGCGACUCCUCUAUGGCUACAACACGUCUUCGGUACGGGUUCGUCGGGUGCACCUGGUGUGGCAGGUGCAGACGAUGGAUAUUGCGGUUGCCGCUGAACCGUUGUUGAACAGUCUCCUGGAUGACGAUAUCCUCGACGACGGCUAUAUUCUCGAGAUGUCGUUCUAUGUGGAGUAUAAGACAAAAGCCGGGAAAGGAAGGCCUUUCGGAGACCAUCACCGCGCAACUAUCUACAAUGGUUUUCCAGAUUACGAGAGUAUCAUAUCGACCGAAGCCACCGGCGAACAUAUCGAACGAGUUUCCAACACUCAAGAGGAAAGAGGUAAAUUACUAGUACUGAUUUCAGCAAAGGAUGAACUGCAAGAUCAUUUGACGGUGAUCGUGAGGAAGUAUCUCGACCAGAGGGUCAAAUUUCAUAAGGUGGAAUUCCAACCCUCCUAA
Aspergillus fischeri NRRL 181 is the source of this 1593-nucleotide messenger RNA. RefSeq names its product ferric reductase family protein. Lineage: Eukaryota; Fungi; Ascomycota; Eurotiomycetes; Eurotiales; Aspergillaceae. Gene Ontology annotation, biological process: iron ion transport; copper ion import; intracellular iron ion homeostasis. Gene Ontology annotation, cellular component: plasma membrane. The record is from RefSeq and is a predicted model, not a curated record. The coding region runs from base 1 to 1593 and encodes 530 amino acids. The transcript has 5 exons. Gene Ontology annotation, molecular function: ferric-chelate reductase activity.